GUUCCCUUCCCCUUCAUGCCAACCCUCAAGCCUGCAAAAACAAGGGCGCUCUAGCCAGGACAUAGGCUUCCUGGCGCUCCAGGACCAGGGCCGGGCAGAUGGGAUCCAGCCGACCGCCACCGCGCACCCAGGACUUCUUCCCGGCUCCGGCGCUCUCCCUCUCGCUUGUCCGUCGCCGCCGAUCGACUCGAUCUCUUUAUCUUCCCUCGCAUACUGAGCAACAGGGCAUGGCAUCAGCACGCGCCUUUCAUGCGUGCGUGCAGGGAAGGAGCUGAGGAAACACGCCGUGAUCUUGUGUUGCUUCCUGACAUGCCGUUUUGUUGGUUCGCUGUGCGUGUGCAGGCGGGUGGGUUUGGCCGGAAUGAGCCGGCGGCGUCAGGUGGGGAGGAAGUGGAGUUCGGCGAUGAGGGCGGCGGCGGGAUCAGACUGAGACCAGGCGAGGCGGCGGAGAUCAGCAGCGAGAACACGGCGGCGGGAAGCCAGUCCGGCGGUGCGUGGUCCGGCGGGGAGGAAGCAGCGGGGCAUGGAGACGAUGGGGGCGAUAACAAGAGGAGGAAGAGCUACCACAGGCACAACGCCGAGCAGAUCAAGGCCAUGGAAGCGGUAUUCAAAGAGUCCCCGCAUCCAGACGAGAAGCAGCGGCAGCAGCUCAGCCAGGAGCUCGGCCUCUCCACACGCCAAGUCAAGUUCUGGUUCCAGAACCGGCGAACUCAGAUCAAGGCAACCCAGGAGCGGCACGAGAACGCGCUGCUCAAGUCCGAGCUGGAGAAGCUCCAGGAGGAGAACCGCGCCAUGCGAGAGCUCGCCAAGAAAUCGCCACGCUGUCCAGGCUGCGGCGCCGCCGCCGCGAGCACGGAAGAGCAGCAGCUCCGGCUGGAGAACGCCAUGCUCAGAGCCGAGAUUGAGAGGCUGCUCGGAACCCUGGGAAACCCCGCCGCUGACAAGCUCGCCGCCCCGGCCUCGCCGUCGCGCUCGGCUCGCGCCAUCCAGCCGAUCGGCAGUGGGAGCGGGAGCGUAGCCGACGGCUGCGGUGGCGUCGUCGGCCUUUCGGGACACGACAGAACGAGGAUCCUGGAGCUGGCCGGCCGCGCGCUGUGCGAGCUGACGACGAUGUGCUCCUCCGGGGAGCCGCUCUGGGUGCGCAGCGUCGAGACCGGCCGCGACGUCCUGAACUACGACGAGCACGUGCGGCUGUUCCAGUGCGGCGAUGAUCCCGCCGGCGACCAGCGGGCCGGGUGGUCGGUUGAGGUGUCGAGGGAAACCGGGGUUGUUCACCUCGACACGACGCAGCUCAUGUUCGCAGAGGUUCAGACGCUGACACCACUGAUACCAACAAGGGAGGUCCACUUCCUUCGCCACUGCAAGAAACUUACUGCGGACAAAUGGGCCGUCGUCGAUGUCUCCCUCGAAGACGUUGAACUGGAUGCACAGACGUCGUCGACGGCUUGCAAGUGCUUGAAGAAGCCCUCAGGGUGCGUCAUAGAAGAGCAGACCAACGGCCGUUGCAAGGUGACCUGGGUGGAGCACGCCACAUGCCGUAACGCCGCGGUCCCGUUAGUGUACCGGCCGGCGGCCGCGAGCGGCCUGGCGUUCGGCGCGAGGCGCUGGGUGGCGGCGCUCAGGCUCCAGUGCGAGCGGAUGGUCUUCUCGAUGGCGACCAACAUUCCGACAAGGGAUUCAACCGGUGUCGCCACGCUGGCAGGUAGGCGGAGCGUCCUGAAGCUCGCGCACCGGAUGGCAUCGAGCCUGUGCCGCGUCAUCGGCGGAUCGCGGGACCUGGCAUGGAGCGGAGUAGCGGACGCGUCGAACCUCGGCGGCGGCGGCGGCGGCGCUGGCCACGGCGUCCGCGUGACGUCGCGGAGGAACGUUGGCGACCCUGGCGAGCCGCAGGGGCUGAUCGCCUGCGCCGUGCUGUCGGCGUGGCUGCCGGUGAACCCGGCGGCUCUCUUCGACUUCCUCAGGGACGAGUCGCGGCGGCACGAGUGGGACGUGAUGCUGCUGCCUGGACGGCCCGUUCGGAGCUGCGUGAGCGUGGCGAAGGGGAAGGACCGCGGCAACUGCGUCACGGCAUACGCCGGGACAUCACCCGCGGGAGAUCAGGACGGCGUGUGGAUCCUCCAGGACAGCAGCACCAGCCCCUGCGAGUCGACCGUGGCGUACGCGGCCGUCGACGCCGCGGCCCUGCGGCCGGUGAUCGACGGGCACGACUCGAGCGGCGUGGCCGUCCUGCCAUGCGGCUUCGCGGUGAUGCCGGACGGGCUGGAGUCCAGGCCCGCGGUGUUCACGUCGUGCCGGAAGGAGGAGGAGGACAGGGCAGCGGCAGAGGCCGGCGGGGCGCUGGUCACCGUGGCGUUCCAGGCGCUGGCCAGCCCGUCGCCGCCGGACGCGGCGGAGACCGUGGCGGGCCUGGCGGCGUGCGCGCUGGGCAACAUCAAGAGAGCGCUGCGGUGCGAGGGUCGUUGA
Molecule: messenger RNA, 2463 nt
Organism: Panicum hallii
Lineage: Eukaryota; Viridiplantae; Streptophyta; Magnoliopsida; Poales; Poaceae
Product: homeobox-leucine zipper protein ROC9-like
Biological process (GO): regulation of DNA-templated transcription
Molecular function (GO): lipid binding; DNA-binding transcription factor activity, RNA polymerase II-specific; DNA binding
Source: RefSeq, a predicted model, not a curated record